This is a messenger RNA of Iphiclides podalirius (scarce swallowtail), 417 nucleotides long. The record is from the annotation of a GenBank genome assembly. Lineage: Eukaryota; Metazoa; Arthropoda; Insecta; Lepidoptera; Papilionidae.
AUGAGUAUUAUGCUGAAAUCUACUCUAAGUAUUUCAAGGAUAACACCUGCAUAUAAAUUAUCAAGGUCUCAAUUCAAGGAUACUUACAAAAUUUCACACAAAAUCUAUGGAGGCAAACCUAAUUUGGAAAAAUUAGGUGAAAAAUAUAAAACUGUAAAAGUUAGUGAACUGCCUACACCUAUUGGGACAAUACUAAUUGAAGUAGCAUAUAGGACAAAAAUGACUAUGCUACCUGAGGACAGAGGCAAAUUUAUUAAUCAAUCAACAAUUAAUUCCAAUGACAGUUUGAUGAUGAAGAGUGAUCACUUUUAUACUGAAAGUCCAAGGAGAAAUCAUAUGGAAAAAAAAGAACUAGAUUUGUCUAAACCAUUAACUGCAGGUGCCUUUGUUGACAUAGAAAAAAUUGAAAGAACUGCA